UGGAAAUGAAAUGCAUGACAACCGCUACGUGAAACAAAAGUAGAUAAAAUAAAUAACUAACAAAAAUUUCUAAUAAAUUAGACCAUUUGGAAAAUAUGUCGUCCACAGGACGCGGUCGCGGAUACACAGGGCGCCAUCAGUUAUCGCAGAGGGCGCCACGGCCGGGCGACUUAGAGUUAGACGAGAAGACCCCAGCCCGGACAGUCGCUGAGCUCAGCCCUAGAGUAACAGAUCUGUCAAAAGUAGAGCCUGUCAAGCCAGACAUGGAAGAACCUGUCAAAGAUGAAAAGCCAGUCAAAGAGGCGGUGGAGAAGAGGUGUGAUGAUGACGCAUUGCUGGAAGUGCUGCAUGUGGACGAGCAAUUUGCACCUCUAUUGGUUCUGUUGGAACAGUUUUCUCCGGGUGAAGAUGGUAUACAAUUCAACAGAAAACUGCGACAUUUCGAAACCACAGUUACUAACAUGUGUCCAGAUGAGGCCCGAUUACAACAAGCGUUCGCGACGUUUCGAGCGGCAGCCCUACAGAGUUCUGUGACGUCACGCAAGUUGGCGGCCGUUGGAGCCUCCUUCACACGACAACAAAGGCAGCAAUUGCUUAGAGCAGCCUUACUCAAUGUUGUUAUGCAAGGGACUUUUACUAAACUGGACAUUUUGGAAAGAUCAAAUCCGAUAUAUUUGAUAAAUGCGGCGAAUCUUAUGGGAGAUUAUUUUGCAGAGGCUCGCUUGUGCAACGGCAACAAAGUCCACAUACUUGCCAAUCCGUUGUUACAAUACAUGCGAGCUUUACUAGCCAGUGACGAUUUAAGGGCACAUCGGAGUCUUGCUACACAGCUUAUGCAAAAUGGCAGAGAACUACUAUCAGUGCUAUCCCAAGAUCUAGACGAGCUGUCCAUAUCAAUACGACUAAGAUUACUAUCCCCACCACCCGUGAGCAUUAUAUGGCUGCUCCUAUCUGCAGAUCUAUGCCUCAACAAAUUCCUCCCGCUACCCAACACACUACAACAAUUCUACGCAGCCCAUCUCGACUUAACCGUCGAUGAAAGCUUCAGCGAAGUAACAUACGGUUCGUGGAAGAAAAAGGACACAGAUUAUCGGUCAGAUGCUAGCUCGGAUACGGAUAAGGCGAGUCAGAAUCUAUCCCAAAUAAGUCUAGGUAACGACGACGAUUCAAAACCUAAAUUGAGACCUAUAUUAGGCGCUGGCGCUGGUUUGCUAAGGCAGGAGCAAAUGACACAGGAGACGUUCGAUACGUGGACUAAGAGUAACUUAACGAAGAGAUACGAUUUGAAUUCAUGGAGACAGUCCGAUGAAAAGAAGGAAGAUUCCGAACCAGUUUUCAACCCAACCGUUUUACCUCCAAACUUGCAGAACUAUGUUGUUCCCGACUACCCUCCGCCAAACUUCAAUAAUUUCCAGGAAAACUAUGCGAAUUACUUACAACAAGGCGACGGGACGUAUAUACAGAAUUUCCAAAACCAACCGAAUUAUAAUGCCCCCGAAUUCGUUCCCCAGUUUACAACGACAACGGAACCGAAUAUAACCCAACCGGAACGGGUCAACAAUGAAAUCCAACAAACAGCAAACGUUAAAAAACCUAUAGAGAAUUGGAGGAAAGAGAAGAGCGAUUUGAACCCGAAAGAGGAUUCAAAUAAGAAGAAAAACUGGACACGACAACGUUCCAAAGAUAAUGUUAACGAUGAGGAGAAGGAGGAGAAAUUCCGUUCCGUCUCACGAAGCUCACGGGAUUCCAGACCGUCUCAAGGGAGGUUAAACCGGAGGAACAGCGGAGAGGGGAGGUCAAAAACCCCUCCCAAAAGACAUGUGAUGGACGUCCCUCGGAACCACAAAUAUUGGGAUCAUGAUGACAGAUGUGACAAAGAUUAUAAUAGUUAGUGACAGUGAUGUGUGUAUGAAUAGAUGUCAGUAGUUGAUUUUUAAUCUGUGCCUCCAGGGGACUGAUUUUGUAAGAUUUUUGACAGUUAGCAACUCGAGGGGACUGAUUCUGUAAAGAUUUUGACAGUUAGCAACUCCAGAAGACUGAUUUUGUAAGAUUUUGACAUAUAGCAUCAUCAUUUUAUUUUGACAUUAGCAGUUUUUGACAGCAACUCUAGGGGGCUGACUCUGUAAAGUUUUUGACAUUUAGCAUUUCCAGAGAAUUUGUUAUUGCUUUUAUUGUACUGUGGAAUGGUCCAGGAGACUUAUUCUAUAACUUUUUGAUAUUUAUUGAUUCUUGUGCAAAUGUCCAUAUUUUUAAAGUAGCUAACUAAAUGUCAAAAAUCUUACAGAGUAUACUUAUAUGGAUUGUGAUUUGUCAAAAUCUUGUGGGGUGGAUGACAGUCCGCAACUGAAGUUGCUAAUGUCAAAAAUCUUAACAGGGCUCUCUCCAUCACUUACUCCAUACAAUCGUAGUUCCAAUUUCAUUUGAAUAUUAAGCAACCA
Molecule: messenger RNA, 2438 nt
Organism: Maniola jurtina (meadow brown)
Lineage: Eukaryota; Metazoa; Arthropoda; Insecta; Lepidoptera; Nymphalidae
Exons: 8
Coding region: 96-1892 (598 amino acids)
Biological process (GO): regulation of translational initiation
Molecular function (GO): translation activator activity
Source: RefSeq, a predicted model, not a curated record